Staurois parvus is the source of this 341-nucleotide messenger RNA. The record is from the annotation of a GenBank genome assembly. Lineage: Eukaryota; Metazoa; Chordata; Amphibia; Anura; Ranidae.
CUAACUGUUACUGACAUCUCCAGUGAAAUUAAUACAGUGAUCAGUGCUAAUAAAAAGCACUGACACUGUACUAAUGGCACUGGACAAGAAGGGGUUAACAUCCGGGGCGAUAAAAGGGUUCACUGUGUGCUGUUUUACUGUGUGCUCACAUUGCUUUGUAUUGCUCUGCUAUGCAGAGCAAUACAAAGCAAUGUGCAGGAGCUGACAGGGGAGAGAUCUGUAUUGUUUACAUACAGGUCUCUCCCCCAUCAGUGAUACUCAGAGAUCGCCGGGUGCUGGUGCAGAAUCACCGGCCAGGACCCGUUGAUCGGAAGCUGAGGCCGCCAAUGCAAAAAUAUAUA